AUGUAUCGAAAAACUCCAAGAGUUCUUUGGAAUGUCAUUAAAUGCAAACAUCAUUUAUACAGAAAUAGGUUUGUUAUAUUUUUUUUUUUUGUUGUAUAUAUAUUUUUUUCCUUGCAGUUAACUUCCCACUCUAUUUAUACUUCAUUUCUCCCUGAAGCCCCUCUUUUUUUACAUUAUCGCCAAAUACACUUCAAUGUUUGCCGCUAUACGCCAACCGACAGAAGCAAAAUUGAAGAGACCCUUAGAAUGAUACGAGAAGAUCUCCAGCAACAAGAAAAAGAGGAUAAAGACGUUUGUGUUUCUUUUUUCUUGUUUGAUAUUUCAGUAUUCAAGCCCUUUUUUGACUUAGCCGAAACCCAAGCGCCGAAACCGCCUUUAUCAAAGCGUGUAAUGAACGAAUUGAAGCAUUAUUAUCAUGGUUUUCGUCUGCUAGUGUUAGAAACCAGACUUAGCACACGGUAUUUAUGGAGGGUAGUAACUGGUCAUUCAUUGAUGCGAAAGGAAAGGCAACAACUUGUGCGGACCGUUUCUGACUUAUUUCGUCUUGUACCUUUUUCAAUAUUUAUUAUAGUUCCAUUUAUGGAAUUUACCCUUCCGAUCUUUCUAAAACUGUUUCCGAACAUGCUUCCCAGUACAUUUCAAGAGGAGUCAAAAGAGAGAGAAAAACUGAAGCGACGUUUAAAAGUUAAGUUGGAAGUUGCCAAGUUUUUGCAAGAUACGAUUGACGAAAUUGGCUUGCAAAGAAAGACAAAAGGGAGCAAAGACAGUAAAGCUAUGGAAUUCGCGGCUUUUAUUAAAAAGGUCAGACUGGAAGGGGGUUACGUCACCACCGAGGAAUUGUUUAAGUAUUCGAAAUUAUUUGAAGAUGAGUUAACCCUAGAUAAUCUUGGGUUAGGUACACUUCGUGCAUUAUGUAAAUUAUUAGACAUAACACCGUUAGGAUCUCCUGAAAUCCUUCGGCUUCAAUUACACCUGAAAUUGCGAGAAUUGAAAGCAGAUGACAAGGAGAUUGCAUUAGAGGGUGGUGUUGAAGCACUAAGCACCGGAGAGCUACAGCAAGCUUGUAGGGCCAGAGGUAUGCGUUCUCUUGGAGUUAGCGAGGAGCGGCUGCGGAAUCAGAUGAGACAGUGGUUGGAGUUAUCCUUAAACGAUAAAGUGCCUCCCUCACUUUUGCUCCUCUCACGUACUUUAUAUCUUCCAGAAGAAAUUCCAUUUGCUGAUCGCCUUAGGGCCCUUCUGACCUUAGUUCCGGAAAGUGUGGCUGAACAAGCGAAACAAAGACUGACUGAGUUGGAGGGCAAUAAAGUUAGUUAUAAAGAACGACUUGACCUGAUUAAGAACAUUGAGAAAGCGAUAGCGGAAGAGAGAAAGGCUGUUAAGGAGGCCAAAUUGAAGCGGGAAGCUGAAGAAAAAGCUAAGGUAAAGCUUAUUUUAGUCUUUACGGAAAUAAUUGGGAUUUUAAUAGUUGAAGUUUUUGAAGGAAGCAGAAUUAAAUACAACAGUUUUUUUGAGAUAUCAUCAUUCAAAAUUUUUCAAGCGAAGCAUGAUAUUACAGAGUUGAAGGAGAAAGUUCAAGAGCGUACUGAGGACCUGAUAGAAGUUGAUGCACUUAAAAAGGAUCUUGCCGAACCUAAGGGUGCCAAACGUCUAAGACGUCAUGUUACUCACAUCAUUGAAAACUUGGAUGUACUGGUGGCUCAGUUGGAGCAGAAAAGAAAAGAUAUUAGUGAAACAGUGGCUGAUCCUGCUGUUAAAGGAGAGGACAGCAGAAAGAAGUAUGUUCUGUGGUUGAAAUCAAAUUCGAUUUUGAUGUUCAGACAGUCGUUAUUGCUUAAAAUUUCAUGCAGACAUAAGGAUCUCCAAAUUCGGGUUGCUGAAAUAAAAAAAAUUGUUGAGAUGUUAAAGAAGGAAGAAGAAAUGGAAGCACUGGAAGCAUUUAUUACGGGAAUCUCACCGUAUCCACCACCUCCGCCUGAGAAGUCUAGUCAUGCACCUAAAGCUGUACCCUUGCCUGAAACGGCUCAGGCAGUCGAGAAAAAAUCGGAAGCUCAGCAGCCAAAGUGA
Messenger RNA from Enterobius vermicularis (human pinworm), 2064 nucleotides. NCBI's taxonomy places the organism in Eukaryota, Metazoa, Nematoda, Chromadorea, Rhabditida, Oxyuridae. The record is from the annotation of a GenBank genome assembly.